AUGGAUGGUCAUCUUCCAGUGGGACAAAUCGACAUGAGCGAAGUAGCUGAUCUGCUCUUAGGAGACGAGCCGCACGAUCCGUCCGAAGGCGAUUUAGAGGUGCAGGAGCUAGAGCAGCGCAUGUGGAAGGACCGUCUCAAGCUGCGUCACAUCAAGGACGCGUCGACGGCGGCGGCAUCGGCGGGCGCGGUGGGCGCCGCGUCGUCGGGCGAGAAUGGCGAGUUCGGGAGCCUGAAGUGCCGGCCGGAUUGGGCGGUGGAGGAUGAGGAGGAGGAGGAGGAUCAGCAGCCGCAGAAGCACAGGCCGACUCAGUCGCAGCAAGAUGCGGCGCGGAGGAAGAAAAUGUCGCGCGCGCACGACGGCAUUCUCAAGUACAUGCUGAAGCUGAUGGACGCGUGCAACGCGCAGGGCUUCGUGUACGGAAUUAUCCCGGAAAAAGGCAAGCCCGUCGGCGGCUCCUCCGACAAUCUCCGCAGCUGGUGGAAGGAUGAGGUGCAAUUCGAUCGCAGCGGCCCGGCUGCGGUUGCGAAGUAUAACGAAGAGCAAGCAGCGGCGCAAGCGGGGCGAAUGAUGGUGAUGCAAAUGGAAGCGGCUGCGGCUGCGGGGGGAGGGGUUGACGGAAGCGGUGUGCUGCGGGCGGGUGGUGGGUUGGGCCUGGAGGCGUGCCAUUGGUUGGGCCUGGCGCUCGACAUUGGCGCCACGAACAUGGCCCCCUUCUCUCUCUCCGCAUACGACGGCGGCAAUCGCGGCGGCGGUGACGGAACCGGCAGCUCUGGCGGCAACGGUGUUGGCGGAGGGAGUCCGCUGGACGGGCAGCUGAAGCGCACGUGCUCCGCGCUCGGCUCGUAUGGCGGGAAUCUUAAUCACUCCGCAUCGGCCGGAGGUAUUGAUGCGAGCGGAAACGAGGCAUCUCUUAACGAGGAUACGAGUCUGCCGUGGGGGAACGGGGAUGGCGCAGCGGGGGAUGUUGCGGGGGGCGGAAGCGGCACGGGGAGGGAUUUGGUUCCCGAGCACCGGAUUUUCAAGUGCCCUUAUGAGGGUGUUCCUUCCACUAUGCCCUUCGGCGCCACCAGCAACAGUCCCUCUGGUGCGCCCUCGGGAAUUCCGCCCUGGGCCGUAGACCAUUCCUCUCAGCCUCCCCUCACCUCCGUUCCUCACAUGUCCCUAGGCUCGGGACUAGGCUCGCCACCGCAUGGCUCCGGACCUGCUGCUCCAGGUUCGGUUCCCGGACCUGGGCCCAUGGGUUGGAUGCAGCAGUGGCCCAUGCCUCACCAACAGCAGCACGGCCAAUUCUCCAUGCCGAUGCAGCAUCCUGGAACCUUCGCCCCUGCCACGUCAUCAUAUGCUGGCUACAACAUGGGCAUGGGAAUGGGCAUGGGUGGCUAUCCCAUGAACGUCCCGCCUUACCCUGGUCCGGGGACAGGUUCGGCAGCUGGCUCGGGAAUGGGAGGUGCGGGUUUCAGCCAGCCCUUCAGUCAUACCUCUCCUGCCCUGGGCGUCCAUUCCUCUUCUUCCCCUUACGCCCCGUCUCAUCUUCCCACGUCAGCUGCAGGCGGUGGUGGUUACCCGCUCCUGCAGAUGAUGCCAAACAAUGCUGGCCAGCAACAGCAACAGCAACAGCAGCAGCAGCAGCAGCAACAACAAAUGCUGCCACCCUCUUUGUCUCUUGCCCGGGCAGGGUCAGUGAACAGUAGCGCGGAGGAGAGGGAGAGGGCGGCAGGGGGAGCGGGAGCAGGAGCAGGGUUGGCAGAAGCUGGAGGGGAGGGAGGAGGUGAUUUGGUGGAACGGGCAGUGUAUGGUGGUGGUUCUACUGGGUUCGGCCCGGAGCUAAGAGUUUCUUGUGCUGUGGAGGGCGGCAGCAGGAGUCGUGCAAGUGGCGGCGGGCAGCUGAAAUCUGUGCAGGGGGGGUGGGAUGGAUGGUAG
Messenger RNA from Closterium sp. NIES-65, 1923 nucleotides. Lineage: Eukaryota; Viridiplantae; Streptophyta; Zygnematophyceae; Desmidiales; Closteriaceae. The record is from the annotation of a GenBank genome assembly.